Syngnathoides biaculeatus (alligator pipefish) is the source of this 1869-nucleotide messenger RNA. RefSeq names its product zona pellucida glycoprotein 3d tandem duplicate 2 (gene zp3d.2). Gene Ontology annotation, biological process: egg coat formation; positive regulation of acrosome reaction; binding of sperm to zona pellucida. The transcript is spliced from 9 exons. Gene Ontology annotation, cellular component: extracellular matrix. Gene Ontology annotation, molecular function: acrosin binding. The record is from RefSeq and is a predicted model, not a curated record. NCBI's taxonomy places the organism in Eukaryota, Metazoa, Chordata, Actinopteri, Syngnathiformes, Syngnathidae. Bases 146 to 1849 code for a protein of 567 amino acids.
UGCCGUACAAGAAAUGAGCACAGAGUGGCGCUAUUCAACUUCUACCUGAGUGUAAAUUGAGGGGCGCCAACAAGGUGCUCGACAGCAAACUUGUCCCCUAUUUCAAGAGUUUGAACGAACUUACAAUAUUUCCCGUGCCCUCGAUAUGGUUUAUUGGUCAUUCCUUACCUUGUGGUUGCUGUUUGCUUCCUACCAAGGAGGGAAGCCGCCAUUACGGAGAGCCUUUCCUCCAUUCCCGAGGCCUUUAACCCUGGCAAACCGGAGCAUGGCGAACAUUUUCCCAAGGGAAAGCUCGACUUUGCCGCAAGCUUACCUCAACCUACCCGUGUUCGUCCACUCCAAGAUGCCGCCGCUGGAGAAGCACCACUUGUCCCCGGCCAGAGGCAGCGGCCUGGAGCCUCUACCCGAGCCCGUCCGAGAGCGCCUGCUCCCGGCGAAGACUGGCUGGGGGCUAUCGGGCCCUUCGGAUGAACACUCCGUGCGGACGUUGUGCACAAUGAACAAAAUGCUGGUGCGGGUGUCAAAGAGAAUUCUGGGCGAUGGCGAAAUAAAUUCUCAGCUCAAACUGGGAACAUGCCAGGCAAAAAAGUCGUCGAAGAAUUACGUUUAUUUUCUAAAUCAUCUCAACGAGUGUGGAACCAAACGCCAGAUGAUUAAUGAUCAGAUGACCUAUUCAAACACACUGCAGUAUAACCCAGGGAUGAUUCAAGGGCCCAUAAGGAGAUCAGCGCCGUUUGCGUUGGCCGUUGCCUGCAAUUACACAAGGUAUCAAUAUUCUUACAAAAUUGGCUAUCUUCCAAAGAUGCGCAUGCGCCACAUCUUCAAACCAAUGAGGAACAGAGUCAAUUUCAUUCUGACGCCACGGAACGCUCAGUGGCAAAGGCUCGCCCCAUUGGAUCGGUACGUGCUCGGCGAGCCCAUGUUCUUCGAGGCCGAGGGUCCGACCAUUCCUCAGGACAUGAGGCUGUAUGUGCACUCGUGUUACGCCACACCUAAUAAGUCAAGCACCUCAACGCCUCAAUUCACGGUGGUGAAAGACUUUGGGUGCAUGAUUGAAAGCAAGUACAGCCGCUCCAGAUUCAUCCCCUACAAGAACAACGUUGUCCGAUUUUCCGUGGAUGCGUUCUUGUUCCAAGGAAUGCCGGAACAGCUCUACAUGCACUGCACCAUGUCGGCAGAAAGUGACGUUCCCACCCCGACGGCAAAGUCUUGCAACUACGACACAAGCGUGGGAAGAUGGGUGGAGCUGCAUGGCUGGGACUGGGUGUGCGCCUGCUGUGACUCCAACUGUGGCUCUAGUACUGCUGCAUUGAGUGAAAUAACUAGCAGCAGAGGGUGGAAAGUGCAGCCCAGAGGGCAAUUUUUCAAAAGCCACAAGAAGAAGAGAUUGUUCUCCUCUUCCAAAACGACGACAGCAGCUGCAUCAGUUGCGAAGACCACCACUGAGGCCAUUCGAAGGUCAACCACACCAUGGUCUGAUCCAGUUUUAGUCACAGAUGAUAACGCUGAGGUCAAGUGGCCGUUUGGAGGCGGAGUAGUGGAGUGGGUGGAAGAGGAAGAGGAGCAGCGGGUGAAAGGCAACGCCGUUGUGGAGGAGGAUGUCCCGGAAGGUCAUCGAGCCUUUGAAGAGUCUGAAGUGCAAGCUACCAAAAAAUCCAAGAUGAAGAUGCCCCGCACCCCCACAGCGCUGCCGCCAAUACAGAAGGCCACUACAGAGACGACGAAUCCUGAAGUAAUGGGUAAGGUGGCGGACUGGGAAUGGGAGGAGAAGAUGAAGGGUUCUGCUGUGGUGGUGGAGGUCAAAGAACGUCGCCGAACUUUUGAAGAUAUCUUCGACUUUGGCGAAUAAAGCUUAACGUCUCAACCACA